This is a messenger RNA of Staurois parvus, 517 nucleotides long. The record is from the annotation of a GenBank genome assembly. NCBI's taxonomy places the organism in Eukaryota, Metazoa, Chordata, Amphibia, Anura, Ranidae.
AAGGAGGAUGAUACACUAUACACUAUAUUGCCAAAAGUAUUGGGACUCCCCUGCAAAUCAUUGGAUUCAAGUGUUCCAAUCACCUCCAUGGCCACAGGUGAAUAAAAUCAAACACCUAGGCAUGCAGACUGCUUCUGCAAACAUUUGUGAAAUAAUGGGUCGCUCUCAGGAGCUCACCAAAUGCAAGUGUGGUACCGUGAUAGGCUACCACCUGUGCAAUAAGUCCAUCCGUGACAUUUCCUUGCUACUAAAUAUUCCACGGUCAACUGUUAGUGGUCUUAAAACAAAGUGGAAGCAACUGGGAACAACAGCAACUCAGCCACGAAGUGGUAGGCCACGUAAAAUGAUAGAGCAGGGUCAGCGCAUGCUGAAGUGCACAGUGCGCAGAAGUCGUCAACUGUCUGCAGAGUUAAUAACUAAAGCCCUCCAAACUUGGUGUGGCCUUAAGUUUAGCAAGACAACAGUGCACAGAGAGCUUCAUGGAAUGGGUUUCCAUGGCCGAGCAGCUGCAUCCAAG